AUGGAAAAUGUAUCUUAUGAAAUUUUUAUUCUUACUGCAUUCCAGGACUUCGGUAUCAAAAAGGAGGAAUAUUUCUGCCUUUCCCUUAUAGGCUAUUUGUUGAUAAUAAUUUUUAAUUCAUCCUUAGUUACUUUAAUAUACAACGAAAAAAAACUCCAUGAGCCCAUGUACAUUUUUCUUUGUAACUUGUUGUUUUGUGAACUAGUUGGAUCCACGUCCUUCUACAUUAAAUUUAUGUUUGACCUUCAAACAGAUGUCCACAUUAUUUCUCGUUCGCUUUGCUUUACUCAGAUAUUUCUUAUUUAUAUGUAUGCAGCCACAGAAAUAUCUAUUUUAACAGUCAUGGCUCAUGAUAGAUAUAUUGCAAUAAAUGCACCUUUACAUUACAUUACAAUAUUCUCAACAACAAAAGUUCAAAAAUUAAUUUUUGUUUCCUGGAUUUAUCCUAUUUUUAUGAUAUCUAUUGGAGUGAUUUUAUCUGCACGUUUGCCUCUGUGUGGCAAUGAAAUUAAUAGAGUGUACUGCAACAACUGGGAAAUUGUUAAACUAUCCUGUGCAGACACAAGAAGUAAUAAUAUUUAUGGAUUUUUUGUGCUUUGUACAUUUUUAAUACCUUUCAUUUUCAUUGUUUAUUCAUACAUGAAAAUUCUUUCAGUGUGCUUGAAUAGUUCUAGAUCUCAAAAACAUAAAGCUUUUCAAACAUGUCUGCCUCAUUUGAUAACACUGAUCUUUUUUAUAAGCUCCAUACUCUUUGAAUUAAUUGAGAGCAGACUUAAUGUAAAGAGAGUAAAAAAUGAAAUCACAGCAUUUGCUUCAAUAGAAUUUCUUGCAGUUCCUCCUCUUUUAAAUCCAUUAAUAUAUGGCAUGAUAUUACCUGAAAUACGAAAAAGGGUUGUUUAUUUAUUUUUAAAGAGAAAAAAACAGUCAUCCUGA
Molecule: messenger RNA, 933 nt
Organism: Polypterus senegalus (gray bichir)
Lineage: Eukaryota; Metazoa; Chordata; Cladistia; Polypteriformes; Polypteridae
Product: olfactory receptor 1-like
Exons: 1
Coding region: 1-933 (310 amino acids)
Biological process (GO): G protein-coupled receptor signaling pathway
Cellular component (GO): membrane
Molecular function (GO): G protein-coupled receptor activity; olfactory receptor activity
Source: RefSeq, a predicted model, not a curated record